UCUCGAGUCAAAGCUGCGAUACACUCGUAGCGGGCCUAGUCCUUUUUCGGUGUCGUCUGUGUCAUCAGCAACAAUGCUCGCUCAGGCUGCCACCCGCUUCGGCAUGGGUCUUAGCACCCAGGCCAUGUCCGCCAUGGGCAACUCCCUCAGGCACUUCGCCUCUGAGGGCUGCGACCUGAAGGAGGCCGUCCGCGAGCUGAUCCCCGCUCAGCAGGAGCGCCUCAAGGCCAUCAAGAAGAACUUCGGCAACAAGAGCCUGGGCGAGGUGACCGUGGAGCAGGCCAUCGGUGGCAUGCGCGGCAUUCCGGGCAUGCUGUGGGAGACCUCCCUGCUGGACCCCGAGGAGGGCAUCCGCUUCCGCGGCCUGAGCAUCCCCGAGCUGCAGGCUAAGCUGCCCGGCGCCCACCCCGGCGGCGAGCCCAUUCCUGAGGGUCUGCUGUGGCUGCUGCUGACCGGCAAGGUGCCCACCGCCGAGCAGGCCAAGGCCGUCACUGAGGAGCUCCGCGCUCGCUCGCACAUGCCCCCCCAUGUGCUGAGGACCCUGAACGCCCUGCCCGAGGAUGCUCACCCCAUGGCCCAGCUGUCCGUCGGUGUCAUGGCCCUGCAGUCCGGCAGCCACUUCCGCGCUGCCUACACCAACGGUACCCACAAGAGCAAGUACUGGGAGACCGUGUACGAGGACAGCAUGGACCUGAUUGCCCGCCUGCCCCAGCUGGCUGCUAUGAUCUACCGCCGCACCUACAAGGGCGGCGAGCAGAUCGCUCCCCACCCCACCCUGGACUGGGCUGCUAACCUGGCCCACAUGAUGGGCUUCGAGGACCCCGGCUGCCUGGAGAUGAUGCGCAUGUACCAGACCAUCCACGCCGACCACGAGGGCGGCAACGUGUCGGCCCACACCUGCCACCUGGUGGGCAGCGCCCUGGCUGACCCCUACCUGUCCUACGCCGCCGGCAUGAACGGUCUGGCCGGCCCCCUGCACGGCCUGGCCAACCAGGAGGUGCUGCACUGGCUCAAGGAUCUGACCGCCAAGCUGGGCCCCAACCCCGACAAGGAGCAGGUCCGCAAGUACGUGCAGGACACCCUGGCCUCGGGCCGCGUGGUGCCCGGCUACGGCCACGCCGUGCUGCGCAAGACCGACCCCCGCUACAGCUGCCAGCGCGACUUCGCCCAGCGCUACAUGCCCGACUACUCCCUGUUCAAGCUGGUGUCGCACCUGUACGAGGUGGUGCCCGAGGUGCUGGGCAAGACCGGCAAGAUCAAGAACCCCUGGCCCAACGUGGACGCGCACAGCGGUGUGCUGCUGCAGUACUACGGCAUCAAGGAGGAGAACUUCUACACCGUGCUGUUCGGGGUGUCGCGCGCGCUGGGGGUGCUGUCGCAGAACGUGUGGUCGCGCGCCCUGGGCCUGCCCAUCGAGCGCCCCAAGUCGCUCACCAUGGAGGCCAUCGAGAAGAGGUUCGGACCCGAGCCGGGCUGGGGGGAGGACGCCGAUUAAGGAAGGGGGCUGCGUGCGGCGAGAUGAACAGCAGGGGGGGCAACUGUUUAAAAGGUGCAUUAGAUGCUUGUAGGAAUCCACGAGGAAUGUAUUGAGGAUCAGAGAUGCAUGCAGGGGAUGGGGCAAGGGAUUUCAUUCGUGUGUGGGACCCCGCCUGUCCGCCUGCGUUGCGUGGUGAGGUGGUGUCAUUGUUGUACGGCACUUUGUACGGCAGGGUUGCUCGCUGACAGUGGGCUGGCAGGUGUGGUGCGGCCGCAUCGGUUGCCUACCCCGGUACGUACCGGUGUCGUGCCGGGCUGUUGAAUGGUGCACACUGGAUUGGACGUGUACCCUUAAAACCGAAGCAAGCUUACGAAAAUUGUGCAAGGCAGGUCCAGAGGCCAAGUAUUGAAAUGUGUACUAGUGUUGUUUCACGUUUGCAUGGAGGAUUGUGGAACGCCGUUAGGCGUUUUGUUGCGGCCUUAGUACAUGCGUUUUGAAGUGCGAGUAGGGGCCCCCUGUCCCGUUGCCUUAUGUCGUCGUUUGCUCUUAUGUCGUGGGUGGGUGUUGAAUCCUACAAUUCAACACACCCGUGGAGUCUCGGUGUAACCCAGAGUUACAUUUACCACACC
Molecule: messenger RNA, 2106 nt
Organism: Astrephomene gubernaculifera
Lineage: Eukaryota; Viridiplantae; Chlorophyta; Chlorophyceae; Chlamydomonadales; Astrephomenaceae
Source: the annotation of a GenBank genome assembly